Messenger RNA from Trichoderma aggressivum f. europaeum, 804 nucleotides. RefSeq lists its product as uncharacterized. Bases 1 to 804 code for a protein of 267 amino acids. NCBI's taxonomy places the organism in Eukaryota, Fungi, Ascomycota, Sordariomycetes, Hypocreales, Hypocreaceae. The transcript has a single exon. The record is from RefSeq and is a predicted model, not a curated record.
AUGGGCGACAACAGCAAUGGCAACAAGCCUGUUGGCGACAUGGCCUUGUAUAACUUGGAGAGAGCCAACCGACGUCUGGAUACGCUGGAAGGCAAACCCACGUGGGACCUCGACGACACGGCAGAUUUCGAUUGCAUGCACUACUUGGGCAAUGCUGCCUUGGAACAUGCAGGCCAAACGUUAGGAAUGCAACAGGGACAAACCGUCGUCGACAUUGGCUCGGGCUUCAGUGCCACGGGCCGCUAUCUGCACAAGCAUUACGGCGUUGAUGUCACGGGCAUCGAGCUGCAGCCUGAGAUUCACCAGCUUGCCGAGAAAAUCACCCAAAGAAAUGGCCUCUCCGAAGGCGUUCGCUCAGUCAACGCCGACUUUACAAAACUCACAAUAGAUGCCCCCGUCGACUACAUUGUCUCGUUUCUAUGCAUUCUGCACAUCCCCGACAGGGAUACAUUGUUCCAAAAAGCAGUCAGCACGCUCAAGCCGGGAGGGAAAAUCUACAUUGAGGAUUUCUUUGCCGAGACAACAUUCAGUAAAGACGCCGGAGACAAAUUACACGACGUCCUCUCUUGCCCUUACCUGCCGAGCCGGGACCAGUAUAUACGCGAUCUGACAAAUGCCGGCUUCCAUGACGUUCAGUUUGAAGACGUGUCGGAGGAGUGGACUGAGUUUGUUCACCAACGGGCGCUCAUUAACCGACAAAAGGGGACGACUGGGGCGCCGCUUACAUUAUUCUACGAUACAGUCGACGAUUUGUUCUCCAGCCGUGAAUUGGGAGGAGCGCGCAUCAUCGCUACCAAAGCAUAG